Messenger RNA from Eubalaena glacialis (North Atlantic right whale), 1855 nucleotides. RefSeq names its product ATPase H+ transporting V1 subunit C2 (gene ATP6V1C2). Lineage: Eukaryota; Metazoa; Chordata; Mammalia; Artiodactyla; Balaenidae. Gene Ontology annotation, molecular function: proton-transporting ATPase activity, rotational mechanism. Gene Ontology annotation, cellular component: vacuolar proton-transporting V-type ATPase, V1 domain; lysosomal membrane. Gene Ontology annotation, biological process: proton transmembrane transport. The transcript is spliced from 11 exons. The coding region runs from base 182 to 1600 and encodes 472 amino acids. The record is from RefSeq and is a predicted model, not a curated record.
AACCGGGGGCCCAGCUCGAGCCGCCCGCGUCGCUUUGGUCCCCGCUUCGCCUCGGCCCAGGGGCGCCGUCCAGGGCCGAGCCUUCUCCGUGGGAACCGGGGAACCGGCGUCUCUGCUGCGCCCUCCCAGGGGCCGGGCAGGUGGCAUCUCCCCAGUAACUGGAUAAAAGAAGACUGGAAACAUGUCCGAGUUUUGGUUAAUUUCUGCCCCUGGAGAUAAGGAAAAUUUACAAGCGCUGGAGAGGAUGAAUACAGUAACCUCCAAGUCAAACCUGUCUUAUAACACCAAAUUCACGAUUCCUGAUUUCAAGGUGGGGACCUUGGAUUCCCUUGUUGGCCUCUCUGAUGAGUUGGGGAAACUCGAUAUCUUUGCUGAAAGCCUCAUAAAGAGAAUGGCCCAGAGUGUGGUGGAAGUGAUGGAAGAUGCAAAGGGGAAGGUCCAGGAGAACCUUCUGGCCAAUGGAGCUGACUUAAUGUCCUUUGUGACCCACUUCGAAUGGGACAUGGCCAAGUAUCCUGCGAAGCAGCCGCUGGGGAGCAUAGCAGACACUCUGGCAAAGCAACUGGCACAGAUUGAGAUGGACCUGAAGUCCCGAACGGCCGCCUACAGCGCUCUGAAGACGAAUCUGGAGAACCUGGAGAAGAAAUCCACGGGGAACCUCUUCACUCGGACACUGAGCGACAUUGUGAGCAAAGAAGACUUUGUGUUGGAUUCUGAGUAUCUGAUCACACUUCUGGUCAUUGUUCCCAAACCAAGCUAUGCACAAUGGCAAAAAACCUACGAAUCCCUCUCGGACAUGGUGGUCCCACGGUCAACGAAGCUGAUAGCUGAGGACAACGAGGGCGGCCUCUUCACCGUGACUCUGUUUCGAAAAGUGAUUGACGAUUUCAAAACCAAAGCCAAAGAGAAUAAGUUCACUGUCCGUGAAUUUUACUAUGAUGAAAAAGAAAUUAAAAGGGAAAGGGAAGAGAUGACCAGAUUGCUGUCGGAUAAGAAGCAACAAUACCAAACUUCCUGUGUUGCUCUUAAAAAGGGAUCAUCCACCUUCCCGGACCACAAGGUUAAGGUAACCCCGCUAGGGAACCCUGAUAGGCCCGCUGCGGGGCAGAACGACAGAGAGAGAGAGAGUGAGGGCGAGGGUGAGGUAAGCAACCCCCCGGGAGCCCUGGGGUUCCCCGGCUCGCAUGUCCUCGCCCGCGCAGGCAUCUUUGGAGAAAACAAAUCCUUGCGUUUCCUGUUAUCUACUACGGCUUUUGAGGUCUUAAAUUCAAGGAUUCCAGAAUCAUGCCUUCCUCCUAAUCUGCAGGGUCUCUUGGGAGCUGCCCCUCCCCCUCCCCCUCCCCCAGCAAUGAUUGGUGCUUGCUGGCCAGGGUGCCUUUGUCCUGGCUGGCGGUGGCUGGAGCUGGUGAUGGGGCAGGUCCUGGCUGGGGGAUGGUGGUCGGGCAGCUCAGCUCUCUUCCCCUGGGUGCCCACCCCUGACCCACCCCUGACCUUUGCGGGCAUCCCAGGAGGACCAGCCAUACCAGCAUUAGCGAUAGCGGCUGUGGCCACGUGCAGUGGGGCUGUGAGGAACCCCCUGGAAGUGGCGGCUGGUGGAUGAUGCCAGGACUUGGGGUGGAGCCUUCGAGAAGGGGGGCUCCUUGGCGGCACAGUGUCAGCCAGAAGCUUCCUGGCUGUCUGCUGAAAGCCCCGAGGUCAGGGGCCGCCUGGCCCCCUGCAGCCCGGUUGGUGAUGGCCCCAUGCAUGUGCCGGGUGGCUGGCCCACUGAGCCGCCCCAGCGCCAGGUGCCCUGGAGAACGUGGGCCUGGGCCUCACCCUGGCCUCGUCCGACCGACUCGCUGCUUCUGCUGGCCCC